This is a messenger RNA of Porites evermanni, 4241 nucleotides long. The record is from the annotation of a GenBank genome assembly. Lineage: Eukaryota; Metazoa; Cnidaria; Anthozoa; Scleractinia; Poritidae.
GUGUGAGUCACGCGAUAAGUAAAGGAAGUAGGUAUGUGGCAAGCUGAAAUGAAAAACAAUCUUAUUUCAAAAGAAAGAUAAUGGAGGCUUGUGGAUUAGGUAUUUUAUGUUGCUUAAGACGGUAUCAUCAACCCAGAACCCCACAGCCAAAAGAGGUCUCCCAAGUCCAGCUAGAUACCGGCCAAAUGGGUCAGUGAGCAAAUUACAACCUGAAUUAGUUUGUGUAUUUUUCACGCUUAACUUAUUCAUCGCUUCAAUAAUUUCAUACAUGUAUGUCGGUGUUUACCUGGAUGAGAGAGACCCCUUUAUAUUUCAGGAAAUGAGGUCGUUAUUGUGAAAUCUGGGAAGAGGAUCUGCGGAUCAGGAGCUGCUUUGGCGAAUGCAGCUAUCGUUCAAAAUAAAUGCUACUUUGAAAUGAAGAUACAAUCUGGAGGUAAGCAUUAAUUGUAAAGAAUGAUAACAGGGUUUAAUUCCUAACUCUUUCUGUCGAGUUUGUACUGUAUAUGUAAGUAUUAUGUUGAUGAGAAAAAGUUUUAUGAGUGGUUUAUCACUGACUAUUUACACUGAAUCAAAAGAUUUGAGUAGAAAACCAAGAAACUGUCACUGAAUUCCACUUGGCAAGUACCCUUUCACUUAGUUACUAUGCAGCUACCCGUCCCCUAAGCCAAUGCUAUUACACUAACUUCUCACUUAAGACAGAUUACUGGUUUGGGGGAGGGGUAGGUGGGCAAAUGCCAGAAUAUUAUACAGUUAAACCUCCAUCAAACAGCCACCCCAAGGGUACCGGCAAGUUGCCAUUUAAUGAAGGUUGGCCACCCAAUAGAGGUUUGUCAUAAAUUAGCAUAGCAAGAAUAUUACUUUAUUUAGCGACAAACAGUGGCAUUACUGGACCACAAUCAUUCAACACCUUCUAUCUCGGACUGUACGUGUAUUUCCCUCAUCAUAUUUUUAAAAUAAAGCCAAACUAAGGCCUGGUUCAGACGCCGUACUUUUCAUGAGCCGAACCUAAUACAUUAAAUUAAGUACAUGAAAAGUUUGGCAUCUGAAUCAAUUAGGAACGCCUGUUUCAAUUUGGAACAGCUCAGCCAUUCUUUUCACCUAACCCGGCUGAGAAUUUUGCCUUUGGAUCGACUUUGGAACGCCUUUGAUUCAGACGCCGAACUUUUCACGUACCGAACCAAAUGCAGAAAUUCUUAUAAUGUAUUUUGUAAGCAGUUUGACCGAAACGCGCAUUUUUCGCCUCCUGAACUUAGUUCGGCUGGAGUUAAGAUAAACGUCUGAAUCACUUGAGCUGGUCUAAAUAAUUUGGGUCGGCCUUAAUUUGAAUUAGGUUCGGCUCAUGAAAAGUUUGGCAUCUGACCCAGGCCUAACUGUAUCAAAUGCUUGAUUGCGGCUUAAUAGACGUGACGAUACCAGGAGAACUCUCAUCAGGAUAACCAAAAGGUGGCCGCAGCCUCUUGUUGGAGGUGGCCUCAUUUACAAUGAUUUCAAUUUUCCGCAUUUUUUUGAGACAUUGAUUACUGGCUGACUGAUUAGGUGACCCUUUAUUGGAGGUUCAACUGCAGACAUGUGACUUGACUUACUGUACUCACCCACCCUCUCUGGCUGUUCACUUGACAGGCGCAUGGGGGGUAGGACUAGCCACAAAAAAAUGUGACUUGAACAAGAUACCUUUAGGGAACAAUUCUGAGAGCUGGGUUUUAAGAUCUGAUGGUACUGUUGCACACAAUGGAAUUGUGCGACACAGGCUCAGAGAAGUGCCAGAGGAAGGAGAUAUGAUAGUAAGUGAUCUUCCUAAUUGACUGUGCCAGUUACAUUAAUUGUACAUGUACCUUUUUGGCGCAUUUGACAUUAUGACAUGCGUACCAAAUUGUUGGAGAAUCUAAUAUACAGAAACAUUCCCAUUCAGAUAUAUGCAGGGAAUUUAUGUUGUGGUUCAAUUUUGUCCUUGGUUUAAAUUUUAUUUUCCUUUGUUUUUGGGUCUGGUAAUAGAUGAUAAUGGGUUUGAAACAAAGGAAAAUAAAAUUUGAACCUAGGAUAAAAUUGAACCACAACAUAUUCUUGUCAAAUCUGGAUCCUCCCCCUUAAAAACCAUCUUAGAAGGGUACAGAGGGGGAGAUUAGAGACCACAUUAUAGUGUUUAUAUAUGCAUGUCAAAGGAACACUGGUUUUAAGGCUGUCACUAACAGCCUAACAUGAUUUCUGGCUGAACCUAAAAUCUUCCUAGGGGUUCAUUUUCCACCCUACUAAUUGCCCUUUCCUGACAACUAGAAAUUGUGGUGACAACCUUGCUGAAAUGGUGAAUACCUUAUUAUAGGAAAUUAACGCGAAUCAUUAAAAUUUGUGUUAAUUUAAGCCGCGUUAAUUUUGUUGAGCAUUAAUUUCCGUGACGUUAAUUAAGUGCAGCGUUAAUUUCCGCGCUCUUAAUUUCCAGUAUUUUAACCCCAAGUUUGGAACCUGUCCAGACAAUCUUGACACCUAAAAAACAUUAACUACAAGCUUUCUCUCUUUCCAUUUACCCUUUAUUUUUCAUCUUUCACAAAAGCUAAGGCGAAUGUUUACAAUAUUUCGAGUUCAUCUUCAUCAUUGUCGCUGUCAGAAGUGAUGUCAGUAUCUUCUCCUUUGAUUUCGGCCACCCACUGUGUCUUAAUCGCGUUAAUUUCCUUUAUUAUGAAAUUCUACCUCCUCUUUCGUGUUAAUUUUCUUUAUUGGAAAGUCGUUUUCCAUUAAAUUCGCGUUAAUUUAAGUCGCGUUAUUUUCCAAUACUUUAAUUUCAUGGAGCGUUAAUUCCCUAUAAUAAGGUAAUGAUCUGAUGACAAUAGGCCACUUGCACCAAGAGGUCAUGUGACCAAUGCUUCCUUUAAACAAUGAGUUGGAAUCUUGCUGAUGCCAAAAAUUGACAGACCACAUAAAACUUAUCUUUCACCCAAAAUUUGAGAGGAAAUGCAUUUAAGGGAGACAUUUUAUGGCACUUUGAUUUUUCAACAAAGUAGAAUGAUUUGUAUUGGCCACCAUGUUGGAGGGCUAGAGUUUGCCCUCCAACAUGGCGGCCAAAACUGCUUUUUGGUUAUAUCUUGUUAAACAUUUGAUAGUUACGCUCAGAUGUGCUGGAAACAUUAUCAUGUCAUCUUUUCAACAUUUCCCUUGAAGUUUAAGUGCAAAAUUUGAGUUCAGAACGAUGUAAUUCAAAAUUUUAAAAAUCAUAUUUUUGGUGAAGUGACCAGCGGCGAACUUACUCAUUUCAAGAAAAUGGUGCAGGUUCAAAAAACCAAAUCACUAUUAUAGUGUUUAAGAUAUGACCAGCUACUAAUCGUUUUUCGAAGGCAAAAUCAUAACUUUAAUUUUCAUAAAAACGGUGUCACGUGACCUCCUAGUGCAAAUGACCUAUAGGAAUUUGCUUCUGCUAUGUGAAAAAAUUAUGAUCAAACUCUUAUCUUUUUGUUUUGUUUCUAGGCCUGCACCUAUGACCAUGUUGAACUGAAUUUCUACCUCAAUGGAAAACACUUGCAUUGUCCUUUGACAGGAAUGAAGGGAACAGUUUACCCAGUUUUUUAUGGUUGGUAGAAUUCCAAUUUGAGGAUAAAUAAAUCUUUCAAUGUCUUGUAUUUCCUCAGGCCUACAUUCCCAUGUGAAAAGUAUGGGGAAAUGUAUGUCAGAAACAAAAAUAAAAUUGAAGUUAAAGGAGAGCAAUCUGGGUAUGGCUCAGUCUCCUAGGAAAGACCUAUAACAAACGGCCACUUAUGCCAUUCUGUGUGCAUCCAUUUGUUGAUUUAAUAGUCCUAACUAUAACUCUAUAUGCCUUUCUCUUCCUCACAUAUCAUGAGUUAUACUCAAAAUAACCAUCUGGGAUUUGAUUUUGUGACUGUGACAAUAGAUGGAUUGAAACGCACCGAUGACAUGUUGAGUCUUCAUAGCCAACAACAUCACAGCUUGCUGACAGAUGACCAUAACAUUGUGACUUAAUUGACCAAUCAGGUCAAUAACCAGAGUUUAAUACCAUCAACUAAUGUCAUACAACUCACUUUGACUGUGAAGAUGAUUACUGCACAGGUUGUCUAAACGUCAGUCACCAACAUCAACAGUCUUAUUCAAGACUUAAGAUCAUGCCAAAGCUACUUAUGGAUUUGUUUUUUUUUCUUUCAGUUGAUGAUGGAUCAAUCAUUGAUGUUAAUUUCACAGAUUUUGUCUAUCAUGCUCCCGAAGGAUUUCAGAAGAUUAUGUUUGAGAAAAAUCUUUUAUGA